CACGGAGGUUAUCUAGCUAGAGAGCGGACCACAAACAGCAAGUCCCAAAGCCCACAAUAAAAGCGAUCGAACAUGGUAAAGGGGAGCAAAAUCGUGAGGCAACGGGAAGUGGCGCCAAGCCCCUUCUUGCAAAACUCGGAACGAGUCUUUUGGCUAUUUGUGGGUGUCACGGUCGCGACCAUGGGAACAUUUGAACGAGUCAUCUCCAAGGCAGCGACGUCGGUCUCGCAACAACAAUCUCAACUCUCAAUGAGUUCCUUUACGGCCGCUCGCAGUGCCACUGUUCCUUCCGUGGCAACCACCACCACCAAGUCAUCAGGCUCCACAUUCCCAGAACCAACCGGCGACGAAUUCUGUCUCCCAUGGUCACAGAGUGCCGAUGAAUGGUGGACACACAAACCAGAGUGGGAAAUGGGAAUGGAGAAUGAGACCCACUACUGCUUCCAAAAAAUUCAAAAUGUCGAAAAGCGAGAACUACUUGUCAAGCUCUACAAUAUCAAUUUUCAUGGCGAUUGUAGCCAAAUGUUGACCAAACGAGUGUGGAGUUCUGGUUGGAAUGCCGAUUUCAUGAAUGUCAUUGAUGGCUUCAAGCAUGCUGUUUUGAACAACAAACCUGUACAAAUGAUGAAUACACCUUGGCACUAUGCUGAUCCUUACGGUGCCAAACCGGACCAUGAAAAUUUCAAGGGCAUGCCACCGGCCUGUGGUAAAAGCAACAUGUUCUGUUACUUUCUUCCUAUAUCCAGCUGUCCUGCUCAAGAAGUGGGCGAUCCAAAACCCCUGCGGGAGGGUGCCUUUUAUGAUAGGAAGGACUACCAGUGGUACUAUGAAUAUGCCACGCGCCGACAGACUUGGCUCCGCAGAAAGGUCUAUGAGUUUCGUACAAAACAAAACAUCCAGCAACCAUGCACCGCAAUUCAUGUCCGCCGGUCGGAUGUUGUCCUACACCUGCACAACAAGAGACAAUAUUUUCCCAUGAAGGAUUACUUAAAACCAGAAUUCAAUGUGCAACACAACAUAUUUCUCAUGACAGAUGACUCAAAUGCAAUUGUGGAAGCAAAGCAUGAAUUUCCUCAGUACAACUGGAUGUAUGUGGAUCGACCUCGUUUCCGGGCUUCCGAAGGAGGUUUUGAGAAUCAAUUUCCAUCUAGAAAUCCGGUUCAUGAAGUGGUUGUCCUAUUGUCCAUCUUCCAACUGUCUCGGCAGUGCAACCAGCUAAUUCAUUCCCACAGCUCAUUUGCCUCGAGGCUGAUUCAAGAGAUGGAGGCAUCUGGCGCCAGAAUUAGCAAGUUCAAAAUUGGUGACCCCAAAAAGGUACAUCACGAUGACAAUGCCCAUACAAUCAACAUUUCCAAAGCUUAUGAAAACAUUGCACUUACAACAACAAAGACGAGGAAGAGAUGAUGAUCUUCGGUGCCAUUUUCCAAUAAUUUGGCAGGGACACGCAUCUGAUCGAACGCAUCGAAUCAACCUACUUGACGUAGAAAGGUUUGCCUUUCAAGUCCUUGACGAGGCGAAGGCACCGUUGGGUUUUUUUUCGGAGUUUUGUGCAGUUUCUGUUUUUCUACCGCCUGGACUGGACGGACGGCACAGGACGUUGGCGCUGGAGUUGCGAGAUGGGCAGGGAUCUUGUGCCUCUCGGCUGGUUUACGGGCUUGUUCGGGAUAGUGGAUCAGCUAGCGACCCGACAUCGACGUUCUCUCUCUUUCUUUUACCUAAUGUCGUAUGCUAAUAGCUAAUAUCAACAGAAUUAUCGUGCUCU
Seminavis robusta is the source of this 1762-nucleotide messenger RNA. NCBI's taxonomy places the organism in Eukaryota, Bacillariophyta, Bacillariophyceae, Naviculales, Naviculaceae. The record is from the annotation of a GenBank genome assembly.